Molecule: messenger RNA, 1379 nt
Organism: Sphaeramia orbicularis (orbiculate cardinalfish)
Lineage: Eukaryota; Metazoa; Chordata; Actinopteri; Kurtiformes; Apogonidae
Gene: nrgnb
Product: neurogranin (protein kinase C substrate, RC3) b
Exons: 3
Coding region: 205-480 (91 amino acids)
Molecular function (GO): calmodulin binding
Source: RefSeq, a predicted model, not a curated record
UCACUGACUGUAUAUCUCUCUCUCUCUCUCACUCGGUGCGUGAGCGGGUGUUACUGAACAUACAGUGAUUGUUAGUAAGAGCCAGUCAGGCAUCUGUAUUUUACCGGAGAAUCUUUUAGGAGAUCUUUGUUUGUUCAUACCAGCCAUAACAAGUCAUACUAGGUCAUCUCACCUGAAGACUGAAGUGAUCUCUGAGAGUAAGACAUGGACUGUCACAAUCAGGAGGACUGCAGCCGGCCCCAGGAGGAGGAGGACAUCAUGGACAUCCCCCUGGAUGACCCCGAGGCCAACAGGGCUGCUGCCAAGAUCCAGGCUGGGUUCCGUGGGCACAUGACCCGUAAGAAGAUGAAGCCGGAGGACAAAGCAGAAGGGGAGGAGGUGAGCAGCACUGGGGAGGUGCUCAACGGCAGCCAGGGGGACACAGAGACAGGAGGAUCGGGGGCAGUAGAGAGAGACGACACAUCUGUGCCAGAGCAGUGACGCCCCUGUCCUGACCUGGAUGAACAGAAGGAGGGGAAGCAAGGUAGCGAGAGAUGGCUGGCAGAAGCUGGCAUGGCUGGCUUUCAGGCACACCUUUUUACCCCAGGAAUCAUUUUCUUUUCAACACAAAUUAGCUGUAGAAAAUGAACAGUUUUGAGGGUGUGUUAUGUGAAUUUUGUGAACUUUAACACUCCUCUGCUUCUCCAGCAGUAUCAUCAGUACGGAUGUCUUUGACCCAGAAUUUGCAACUCACUGCAUGUACUUGUGAAACUUCUGGUAGUGUGCUAGUUUUUAGAUGAUGAUCUGUGAAUGUGAAAAUGAAUGUCCUCUAAAUGCUUACAGGGCUUAUUUUGGAUGGAUCAGUUCAUACCAUCUGUGUAUAAACCUUGUAUGCAUCAGCAUUAGAUUUGCGUACUUAGUGGCUUAAUUUAUUUGUUCUUCUGCAUUGUUUUCUGAUGUGCUUGUAUCUUGAUCAUUUACCUAUUUGACUUGCUUACAAAAAUGAUUAAAACAUCAAAAGAGAAGUAGCUAUGUAUGUUCUAUUUAUUCUGUUGUUUACCGUAUUUAAGAUAGCAAUUGCCUUGAUUAUCUUUUGAGUUCUCUGUUCACAUUCUCAAGCAUUUUUCUAUAAAUCUGAUCUUCCAGAACAGUAAGCAUGCAGUAAUUACACUUUUUUUCCAGAUGCAUUUGGUUCAGCUUUAUCGUAUGAGACAAAGGUUCAAUAUGCUCUGUUGUUGUGUUGGUGGGUUCAACUUGUUUGACUUAUGUUAAAUCAGGUGUAUGAAAUUCCAUUGUUAGAGUUUGCAGAUCCUUCAUGCUUGAAAAACAAAUUGAAUAGUACUUUGCUCAACUUUGCUGUAGAGUCGUGGCAUUACACUAAUAAAUCCACCUCAAAUAUA